Molecule: messenger RNA, 5013 nt
Organism: Leptidea sinapis
Lineage: Eukaryota; Metazoa; Arthropoda; Insecta; Lepidoptera; Pieridae
Product: zinc finger and BTB domain-containing protein 5
Exons: 2
Coding region: 628-2343 (571 amino acids)
Biological process (GO): regulation of transcription by RNA polymerase II; cell fate commitment
Cellular component (GO): cytoplasm; nucleus
Molecular function (GO): DNA-binding transcription factor activity; histone deacetylase binding; RNA polymerase II cis-regulatory region sequence-specific DNA binding
Source: RefSeq, a predicted model, not a curated record
UUGUGCGGCCGGAGUCCGGACACCGUCACCCGCGCGCAGCCGGCUCCCGAAGCACCGGCCCCUAAACCCUCAGCCAGCGUGUGGACAGCAUCACCCGUGAACUAUCCUCCAAGUGUUUACACAACGUGUCAAAGACCGUUCAAAACUACCGUGUUUUCUGACUCUUGAGACAAAGUGCUCGUGCAUCAUACAAAGUGCAAAACCAUUUCGGUUCCUCUAUUGGAUCUACUCCAUCAUAUUGAUACUGAGCUGAAAAUCAUCACAAGUGGUAUUGAAGAAAUGAGAAGACAAGAAUAUAUUGAUAGCCAGCUCAGUCUUGCUAUAGAAGUCAUUGUGCUGGUCUAAAUAAUGGAAAAGUGUAUCGUUCGAAUCAAGUAUAAACACUGCACUGGUCCGCCAAUUGAAAUUAUUUGUGUAAGCCCUGCAUUAGAGUAGAUUAUCUACCUACCGUUGAAACCUUAGUUACCGCCGCAGAAGCUACUGCCAAUCAAGUACAAGUCACUUCGCUUAACCUUUUUUUAUAUUUAGAUUCUAUACCGUAAUCAUUAGUACAAAAACAGUAGGAUCACUGUUUGAGUAUAUUGAAUGUAGCCGAGUUACCUCGGUCGAAUCGAAAAAACUGUAGUCAUGACGGCCACUGCUCCAGAAUUGUCAAAAACUGAUUUUUUCGAUUUCGUUACAUCAAAUGAAGUGACAGACGCUCAAUACAAACAACAAAUGCGAUCUGUGAAUGUAUUCAUGGAGUCACCCGAUUCACGAUCGAACCCUUUAUUGUCUGAAGAACCUAAAGAACAGAACAACAACAGCCUAUUGAGCGUCACUUGCAGCCAGUCCUCGACUAAUAACAGCAUGACUACUGCAACGAGUUCUAACGCACUACAAAGUUUCGAUUCAAUUUGGAAUGUAGAUCGUGAUCGUGACCGCUUGGAAACCGCUAUGUUAGAAGAUUUAAAUAAAUUUUAUUGGAAUCAAGAAAAUGAUAUUAAUGGAAACCAUUCUUGCACGGAUACUGCUAUUUCAAACAAACUAAUAAGCAACAAUACAGAUGGUCAAAUCUACACAUUAACUGUACUAAAUCAAGAUAACUGGAAGGAGGAAGACGUUUCAAUGUCUAGCCCAGCUGACAUGGAACAAAAUCCUUCAUUAGAUCUGGAAACAAUUUUAAAUAUUAAUGGGUUUCCUAGUGACUUUAAUCAAGAACCUUUAAAUACGUUGCCAAAAGUUGAAACCUUUUCCUAUGAAGAUAACGAUUCCGAAAAUCGAAGCAUAGAAUUAAGUACUAAUACUUUAGUAAAAGUAGAGCCAUUCACUUACAAUGAAAGCGAAUUUCAAAGCAAUGAUAAAAAACAACUACAGUGCGAGACGGCACGAAGUCCAGUUACUGGCACAUCUCUGAUAGAGGCUCAAGUUGAAUUCAACAAUAAUAACAAUGAUUGGAAAUUAACUGAUCAAAAUACUGAAGCAAAUGAAUCGCUUCUUAGAAGUGCAUUACAGGGAAAAGCAUUUAUUAGAUACAGCGCUCUGCAAAAAAAUGCUAUGGCAAAAAUUGACGCUGAAACUGAAUUAAAAAGGGUUAUUAUAAACAAUAAUAAUAAAGUGGAUGUUCCUUCAAUGUAUCAUGAUAAUAAGGAUCCUGAUGCAGGAUUACUGAUGUCGAUAGGUCCUCAGAAUGGAAACGUAAAUAUUUCUAUAUUACUAGAUGAUCCUACGGCUUCUGUUAUUUCAAAUGGAGACAAUUCAACGUCGACACCGACUGUGGAUGAUAUUUUAUUUUCCCAACUCGAUGCAACUUACACUGACGAUUACGAAAAAUUAAAGCGGAUUGCAACAGAAUUAGGGGAAUCAGUUCAACCGUUUUGCACAGUGGAACCCAUCGACCCUACGCGUAAUAUUUACAAUAUUCAUCACGUAAAUGGGGAAUUAGUUACAAUGAUCCCAGCUGGGGAAGUGCAAAUACCGCAACAUUUACAAAUUAUGACGGCAUCACCUACAGUAACAAGUACAAAGUCGAUGAGUAGAAAACACAAACGGUUUCAAAAUAAAACAUCGUCCCCCACGUCGCAAUCUCAAUCAGGGACUGCAAUACAAGCGGCCACGUCGACGUCCAACGGUGUUAGGAAAGAAAGAUCUUUGCAUUACUGUUCCAUAUGUUCUAAAGGAUUUAAAGAUAAAUACUCAGUAAACGUUCACGUAAGGACACAUACCGGAGAGAAACCAUUCACGUGUUCAUUAUGCGGUAAAAGUUUUCGACAAAAAGCUCAUCUCGCAAAACAUUACCAGACGCAUAUCGCACAAAAAAGUGCCGCUGCUAACGGUGCUUCCAAACCGACAAAACAGAGAUAACUCGCCUGCGUGUCGGCUCAUUCCAUUUUAAAAGAUAGUCAAUUAUAACUCAGAACAGUGAUAAUUAAUGUAUUAAAAUAAUCGAAUCUAUGAAGGCUGAAAUUUCACACAAGAAUUUGGUAAGGUGCUAAAUAGGUCUAGAGACAAAUAAUGUUGAAGAAUUUAUUUUGAAUGUGAGUUUUGUCCAUAACCGAUGACAGUUGUAUUUUUGUUAUUUUUGUAUGUAAUACCGUCCGUUACCGACAGUUAGUAGCUUUAGUUAGAUAGUGGCUAGGAUCUGUAGGAUUAAUAUUUUGUAUAGUAACAUUUGUACGCAAACGUACUUAAAAGUAUUUAUUCUCUGAUGACGAUGUACAAUCAUAUUAAUGUAAAGUCCUACCUAUCAGUAAUGACGUUUAGUUAAGUCUCAACAAUUGCCGAUAAACUGCCAUUGAGAUACUCAUUUGCUUUAGCUUUACACUAUAUUGUAAGUAGUUUUGUUUACUUUACUAUUACUUACUUGAACUGUAGCUUUCUAAUAAAAAUCUUUAUUCUACAAACUUCUUAAAUCGUAUCGAACCUUUGCAUACAUCGAGCUUUCACAAACAUCUCUGAACUGCUAGUAAUUUAUUAGUUGAAUGGAAUGUUUCUUUCUUAAAACUGUCUGUAAUAGUAACUAGUUACAAUUUAUUUCUAUUCUUGUAGGUGCAGUACCUGCAUUAGUGAAGGGUAGAAUUAAAUUUCUCCCUUUCUUUAUUUUUAAUAGAGAUAAUAGGAUUUCGCCCAGAUCACUAUAAAUAUCCAACAAAAGUGGCGGAUCUAAAUUGUAUUUCCUUUCUCGUCUAAUAAAUUGCCCCUUUCUUUGCUUUACUCGUGCUUUUAUGUCGUUAUCACGACCUGUUAUUACACAGAUACUCGAAACAAUACUCAAUUAAAAUUAAUAAUUACAUUUCAUACAGGAAUUGUGAUCUUUACUGAUACUAUAAAUUUAUUUCUUUAAUAUACAAUAUUCUAUAAAGAUAAUGGAAAUUAUAUUUGUUAUUUUAUUUCUGAUUGUUCACAUCGAUAUAACUUGUGUAAAGCAGAGAUCUAGAAAUAACUUAUAAUGUACUACUUUAAAAAAAAAUGUGUCAAUCGCAAGCCUUUAAUUAUCACAUGACAAUAUUUGGAGAUCGAAUUGUGACACAUACGUUAUGUUUUGUAAAGUAUUAUCAUAUUCAUAGAACUACAUCAUUGAGUCCACAAAAACUGUACGCACAUUAAAACAAGAAUUUAUUCAAAUAUUUGCUAGGAACGUGAAGAUAAUUCAUAAGUCAUGCGAAUAGUUAAAAGAAUAAUACUUUAAUUGAUUAAAGGUGAUUUGAAUAUUUCCUGAUUUAAACCACAAACAAAUCAUCAUAAUCACAAUUUUGUGUAAGUUAAGUCUUGCCAACCUUGUUUGUGGUGCGUUACAGACACAAACAUUAUUUAACAUUGAUCAAAAGUCAAGUAACACUAUUGUCAAAUCUACUGUCCUCAAAGUGAUGAGUUAUUUAGCUUAUUAUUUUGUUACAGAGUGAUUACUUAUAAGUUAAUAAACAUUUACGUAAUAGGCCUGUGUUUUUAGUAUCGUGGACACAUAUUUUUAAUACUCAUUUGCUAUAAAUAGCUGAACAAAUGGAAUACUGUUCGUAUUUGUGACAUGAUGUCUUGUAUCUCAUUAGAACGUAUUAAUUGAAGUUAGCGAAUUUAUAAAUUAGACAUAUUAUUUUGUUUAUAUAUUACUAUUUUAUUAAGUAAUAAGUUUCAGAGAUUUACCAAUUAGACUUAAGAAUAAUGACUACCUUCAUGAUCAUGUAUAAAGAGUGCACCUUCAUACAAUAAAUUAAUUAUCUUUUCAUAAUAUAUUAAUGAAAAAUAAUAUGAAGAAUUUUGGUAUCUUUUUUCGAUUUAUUGCAGAAAUUUGAGUUUUAUUGUAAUCGAAUAAUUAUUGCAUUUUGUUCCUGAGUUGGUUAUUAGAUUUUAUAGAUAAUAAUUAUUUUGUUUAUAAGAUUUUAUUGUAAUUUUACGCAUGAUUGAUUAAUAAUUUAAUAAGUUUAAGUUUAUUAGUAGUAAGCAGGAAGGACAUGUUUCAUUGUAAGUUGCAGCAGAGACGCUAGGCGAUUGUAAAUAUAAUAUGUAUGUUUAUUAUUUAUUUGGAGUACUUUUGCUCAAUUCAAGAUUUAUUAUAAAAUUAACAAAAUUUUCCAUUUCAUUUUUAUACGCCGUCCUGAACAACGACAUAAGUGCUUAUUUAUUGAAAGUAUCGCAUAAGUUGAUGAAUGAAAAUUGAUAAGAUUUUGAUUAAUCCGAGCUGUGAUUAUGUAUAAAAUAGAAACUCUUAUUGAAACAUAUUUGAUCGUCUCAAACUACCCACUAUGCUUGUUUUGGAUUAAAUAUUGGUACUAUGUAAUAACUUACAGCGUCCUAUAAUGAAUUAUUUUAAUUAUUGGACUUUUGGAAACAUUUUAACGUUUCUCUUUUUAUGAUGAUGAUAUGAAUACAUUCCAUUUUUUUUAAUCUGUGCAAUGCCUUAUUUUAAUUGAACUGAAAAUAAUUCAUGAUUUAUGUGUUAUACAGUUUCAAUCAAUCUUUAUAUUUACAAUUUUGUAUGAAAUUUCUAUCUUUUAUACCUUUCUACUUAAGUUUGCUAAUAAAAUGUUUUGAUAAUAA